CCGGGUCGCUGAGAGCGGAGGAGUGAUGAUUUGUGCAGCGUAACAUCCACCGAGACGAGUGCUACAUCACACCUGCUUUUGCGAUAUAUAACGGUACUUCACUGGCGUAUUCCUCAGGACUCUAACUUAUUCAUCUCGUUUAACCGACAUCCAUGCGAUUCUUCAGGCUUACCUUCAAGUGCUUCGUCGACUGCUUUUGAAACCCUUACAUUUGUCGACUGUCGCACUUAAAUGAUUAUAAUUUAGAGCUCAAUCUCAUCAACCUGUGUUCGAAGAUAUAUUUUAUACAAACAGACAGAGACUACAUUCCGAACGACACGAAUUACAAAAACCAAAAAACGCGAAGAACCGUUAUUUACGUCCUGUCAGGCGCGAGGCGCAACUGCUGGCCGGCGCACGUCAUGUCGCCCGAAGAGCAUUUCUCCAGUGAUGGAGGCUCAUGUCAGGAUGAAUCUCAAGAGGAAGCAGAAUCUGGCCGCCCCCUGGUGUCAGACGCACAUGUCUCAAAUACAGAGACGGGUGCAGCGACUGUGUGCGCGGGUCUGGUGGAUGCAGGCAAUCCCACCGCAGAACUGGGCCAUUCAGAUCGACAAACUUGGAGUAGACAGAUGGACUUUAUCAUGUCCUGUGUGGGAUUUGCCGUUGGCCUUGGAAACGUCUGGAGAUUUCCAUACCUCUGUUAUAAGAACGGAGGAGGUGUGUUUCUCAUCCCCUAUAUUCUGAUGGUGUUUUUCGGUGGCAUUCCCGUAUUCUUCCUGGAAAUCGCACUCGGUCAGUUCAUGAAACAGGGUGGGGUCCAGACAUGGAACAUCGCCCCUCUUUUUAAAGGGCUUGGUCUGGCAUCAAUGGUGAUUGUGUUCUUCUGCAACACCUACUACAUCAUGGUUCUGGCAUGGGCCCUGUACUUUCUGGUUCACUCUUUUACUUCUCCUCUGCCGUGGGCCUCCUGUGGACACGAGUGGAACACAGCCAACUGUACCACUAACUUCAGCCGGGUGUGUUUCAAUCAAUCGCUGCCCUCCUCGUCUUUUAAUGUCUCCACCCUCAACACCACUGCCAGGUGCUUGGAGCCUACGGGCCUGAAAUCGUCUGUCAUGGAAUUCUGGGAGCGUAAAGUCCUCCGUCUGUCCGGUGGUCUGGAUGAAAUUGGUAACAUAAACGUUUACAUGGUCUUGUGCCUGAUUGCUACGUGGAUCAUCGUUUACUUCUGCAUCUGGAAGGGUGUGAAAUCCGCUGGAAAGGUUGUAUAUUUCACAGCUCUGUUUCCAUACCUGGUCCUGGUUGUCUUGUUGUUUCAUGGGAUCUCAUUGCCAGGAGCUCGUAAUGGCAUUAUUUACUACCUAAAACCAGACUGGAGCAAGCUGUCACAUCCGCAGGUAUGGAUCGACGCUGCCACACAGAUUUUCUUUUCUUAUGCUAUUGGUCUUGGAGCCCUCACGGCCCUCGGGAGCUACAAUCGUUUCAACAACAACUGCUACCAGGAUGCAUUCGUUCUGGCUCUCAUAAACAGCGGCACAAGCUUCUUCGCAGGAUUUGUUGUCUUCUCAGUUCUGGGUUUUAUGGCAGCAGAACAGGGCGUUGACAUCAGUAAUGUGGCUGAAAGUGGUCCUGGGUUAGCAUUUAUAGCCUAUCCAAAAGCAGUGUCGCUCAUGCCUUUAGCACCGCUGUGGGCGGUACUCUUCUUUCUUAUGCUCCUGGUGCUGGGAUUGGACAGUCAGUUUGUCGGCGUUGAAGGUUUCAUCACAGGAAUCAUGGACAUGUUGCCCCCCAAAUCCUUCCUCGGAUCUUUGCGUCGUGAAAUUGUUGUCGCAGUCUGCUGCUUUACCUGUUUUACUAUUGAUCUUUCUAUGGUAACAGAGGGAGGGAUGUAUGUGUUUCAAUUGUUUGAUUAUUACUCUGCGAGUGGAAUUACUCUGCUUUGGCAAGCCUUCUGGGAGUGCGUGGUGGUGGCCUGGGUUUAUGGUGCUGACCGCUUCAUGGACGAUGUGGCCUGUAUGAUCGGCUAUCGUCCUCUGCCGUAUAUGAAGUGGUGUUGGUUGUAUGUCACACCUGCAGUGUGUAUGGCUGUUUUCUUCUUUCAUGCGAUCAACUACAAGCGAUUAGUGUAUAAUGCUGUGUACGUGUACCCAUGGUGGGGAGAGAUGUUGGGCUGGUUUCUCGCGCUCUCAUCCAUGCUCUGUAUACCUCUCACCGUUCUCUACAAACUUCUGCACUGCAAAGGCUCUCUCAUGGAGCGUUGGCAGUACCUGACCACACCCAUCUGGGGAAAACAUCACCUCGAGUUCCUUCCACCUGAGAAUGAAGACAGACUUCUAUCAAAGCCAGAAGAAAAUAAAAGCACACGGUUAUAUGAAAGUGUCAUUUAAUAUCACCAAACAUCCAACGCAAAACACUCGCAGCCUUUCAUCUUCCAAAGCAAAACCACACACACAAAAGAAAAGUCAAUGCAAGACAAUCAUUAAACUUAUCAUCAUCUAUCUAUGAUCAUCCAUCAUAUCCCAUUAGCCUACACAGUGUUAUCCUAACACCUGAAGAUCAGAGCAUGUGCAUCUGUUCCAGGUCACUACUCGCAGUAUAAUUGUACUGUAUUAAAAAACUCACACUAGACGCUCAGACAGUAUAUGUGCCUUGUAUGCUGAUUCAGUUUGUACAGUGUUGCGUGUUUGUGUCGUACAGCAUAAGCACGGAUCUUACAGUAGUGUUGUGAAGAACAGAUUAAAAUCAUUUGCCUGUUUUGUGUGCUUUUUUAAGUUAUAAUCAAAAAACAAUACAUAGCAUUAUAUACUGUGUAGUAUUACAUGUAGCAUUUGGAAUUGUGGAGUAAGUGAAAAGUUAAAUCUUUACAAUGUAAGCUGCAAACAUCUGUGAUUUGUGACUCUGUCUGUGAAAUCCAAUCUCAAGUUUUAUAAUCUAAUGAUCAUCACAGUUUGAUUUCACAUUAUUAUUAGUAUUAAAGGUAUCAAGGUUAAAUUUUCACACAUUGUUUACGUUAUGUAGGAUGAUUUUACGUAGAUGAUUUUUUUACUGUAAACAUUAAAUCAUAAAAAUGACUUUUAAUAGGCUGACAUUUCUGUAAACUAUUUUUAAGUGGUGUUUACUUUAAUUGAGUAUUCUUUAUUUUAAUACUUGAAUUAAUUUAAUGCGUUUAUGUAUUACGUCCUUUGAGAAACACUGAAGUGGAUGCAACAUUAAAUGUAGAU
Messenger RNA from Paramisgurnus dabryanus, 3200 nucleotides. RefSeq names its product sodium- and chloride-dependent creatine transporter 1. Gene Ontology annotation, molecular function: gamma-aminobutyric acid:sodium:chloride symporter activity. NCBI's taxonomy places the organism in Eukaryota, Metazoa, Chordata, Actinopteri, Cypriniformes, Cobitidae. The record is from RefSeq and is a predicted model, not a curated record. Gene Ontology annotation, biological process: sodium ion transmembrane transport; amino acid transport; nitrogen compound transport. Gene Ontology annotation, cellular component: plasma membrane.